AACUCAUCGACUGAUCAUGUACCUAUUCAAUGAUUUGAUUUGAUGAUACAAAAAUAUAAAGAAACACAUGGUUUCAAUUACUUAAAUGCACUAAAUUUAGACCUGUUAUAUGUAAAUAAAUAUUUUCAUUUAUCUACAUUUAUCUGUAUUACGAUGUCAGGAAAAAAAUGCAAACACUGUGGCUCUUCAGAAAUAGAAGUAGACCCAGCAAGAGGUGACGCAGUGUGUACUAAUUGUGGUUCUGUGUUAGAAGAUAACAUAAUCGUUGCAGAAGUAGAAUUCCAAGAGAAUGCACACGGUGGUGCAUCUGCUAUUGGUCAAUUCGUAUCUGCAGAAACAAAAGGAGGGGCUUCUGGUUUUGGACGAGCCUUUAAUGCUGGUAUUGGACAAGAAUCUAGAGAAGUGACAUUGAGAAAAGCUAGAGAUGGUAUUACAGCAUUGUGCCAACAAUUACGUCUUAACCAGCAAUGCAUUGACAUAUCAUGUAAUUUUUUCAAAAUGGCCCUUGCAAGACAUCUCACGAUUGGACGUCAGUCAUCCCUUACACAAGCGGCAUGUGUCUACAUGACAUGUAGAACAGAAGGAACAGCCCAUCUCCUAAUAGAUGUCAGUGAUGCUCUUCAGCUGUGCUGCUAUCAACUAGGCCGCACAUAUUUCAAAUUAUCUCGAGCACUCUGCAUCAACAUUCCACCAAAUGAUCCUUGUCUUUAUAUACUUCGUUUCGCAUCUCAAUUGAAAUUUGAAGACAAAAAACACGAGGUCAGCAUGACUGCACUACGCCUGGUGCAGCGGAUGAAGAGAGAUUCCAUUCAUUCGGGUCGGAGGCCGUCCGGGGUUUGCGGGGCAGCGCUCCUAAUAGCAGCUCGUCUGCAUGAUUUCUCCAGAACCACAGCGGAUGUUGUAAGAAUUGUUAAGAUCCACGAGUCAACUCUGCGUAAGCGUCUCAUUGAGUUUGGCGAGACACCGUCCAGUGCCCUCACCCUGGACGAGUUUAUGACCGUAGACUUGGAGGAGGAACAGGAUCCACCAGCUUUCAAAGCAGCACGGAAAAGAGACAAGGAUCGGUUACAGAAGUUAAUGGAAGAAGAAGAUGGCGAAAAAGAGUUAACCGAGCUGCAAAGAGAUAUAGAAGCUCAAUUAGACAAGGACACUACAAAAAGAAAGAGAGCAGCCCUCGUUCUAUCUCCGACGCCAUCGAUGUUGCAAAUGGAUGAAGGUUCGACGGAAGACGCCGAAGCGACUCGAUUUGCAACAGAAGAUACUUUGUCUCUCAUUGGUGAAAUAACUAAGGAUGUACAGCCUAAGGAAGAUCCUAACACGAAGAACGAACUUCACUUAGAAAAAGGGCUCGGUCCAGAAUUAGUGGUUAUCGGCUUGGGUCAGCAAGAAGAAAAGACGGAAACGUUUGUUAAGCCAGAAGGAAAGCAGCAACUCAACAAGGACCUGCAUAAUGCAGAAGAUUUGCACCUCAGCAACCAAGACGAAGAGUAUGUUAAUUCACUAAUCAUGACCGAAGAGGAGGCCCGACAUAAGACUCUUCUGUGGCACAAUAUCAAUGCUGAUUAUUUAAAAGAACAGAAAAUUAAAGAAGAAAUUCGCGCUAGAGAGAAAGAAGAAGGCAAAGAUAAGAAGCGCAAAGUCAGAGGCUCCUACAAGAAGAAGGUAGCUUGUAACGCCGCCACCGCCGGCGAGGCGAUCGGCAAGAUGUUGGCCGAGAAGAAAAUGAGUUCCAAAAUCAACUACGACAUUCUAAAGACUCUGGACCAGCCGGGAACAGCCCCGAGUCCAACCACGGCCGUCGAACCGGCCCCGCAGAGCGAACAGACGGAACAGGAGCCAGUAACACCGUCGGUGAUGGAGACGGUGGUGGAGAGCGCGGUGCCGGCCUCGCCCGUGCCCCGCAAGCGCAAGAAGAAGCCCGCCCCCGCGCUCAACACGGCGCCCGCCACGCCCGCGCCCGCCACGCCCGCGCAGACACAAGAUGCAGCAGAUGACUACGACGAAGACUUGGAAGUUGAAGAAACCGCACCCGAUGUCAGCGACCAGUUGUCCCUCGCUGCGAUGCUGAAAAAUGGAGACGACGACGAUUACUAUGACUAUGAGGAAUACUAGCGAUCUCUUAGCAGUAUUUCCAUAUUUAUUAUUAGGCAUGCUUGAACAUAAUAUCUGUGUAAGCAAACAUAUUGGCUGCUUCGGUGUUAAAAUUUAAGUAAAAUAAAAAUAGGAUUUGACUGUUCGUUAGGAAUAUAUCACUGCAUAUUUAAUAGAAUCAGUAUAAGAGUUUAUUGGUAGUGACUGUUAAACAGUAUAGUUCAAGGUCAUAUUAACAGUGCUUUGUACAAUUCUGUGCCUUCUCUACUAAGAGAUCGCGUUAUAGACAUCCUGAAAAUCUCAAUAUGUCAAAAAAUCACACAACAGAAACACAAUAGAAAAUAUUAACGCCUUCAAACAUUGAUUGCCUUUAAAUUGUUAAAUUGACAAACAAAGCAAUACAUAACUUAUGUAAUAUAUGGUUGUUUUUUAUAUUUUUAUAAAAUUUUAAUAAGGAAAAAUAUUUUAAAAGUAGUAGGUAGCUGAAAUAGUGAUUAUAUAAUGUAUGUAGACGUAGCGAACGGAGGGUAA
Molecule: messenger RNA, 2622 nt
Organism: Vanessa tameamea
Lineage: Eukaryota; Metazoa; Arthropoda; Insecta; Lepidoptera; Nymphalidae
Gene: Brf
Product: transcription factor IIIB 90 kDa subunit
Exons: 12
Coding region: 43-2112 (689 amino acids)
Biological process (GO): transcription preinitiation complex assembly; transcription by RNA polymerase III; DNA-templated transcription initiation
Cellular component (GO): transcription factor TFIIIB complex; transcription preinitiation complex; nucleus
Molecular function (GO): RNA polymerase III type 3 promoter sequence-specific DNA binding; TBP-class protein binding; RNA polymerase III general transcription initiation factor activity
Source: RefSeq, a predicted model, not a curated record